AUGCUUAGAUCGUUAUUCAGCAGCAGGCUUACAGCCCUUCCCAAGACUCGUCCAGGUGCCCAGUCUAUGACAUCAUACUUUGCUAGUAUUCGCUCCAAUAUUCAACCCGCAAAGCCAUCUAUACCAUCCGUCUUUGACCAAUGUCAAAAGAGGUAUGCUACAUUGAACCAGAUAAGAAGUGGUAAGCAAGGCUUCCCUGUCAAGCCAAACGUUCCAAAGGCCCCUCAUUUGCAAGGAAACCCAUUCAAGAAAGGUGUGGUUGUCAGAGUUAUGAUUUUGAAGCCAAAGAAGCCUAACUCGGCUCAGAGAAAAUGUUGCAGAGUGAGACUUUCGACCGGUAAUGUCAUCUCUGCUUUAAUUCCAGGUGAAGGCCACAAUGUUCAAGAGCAUCACGUCGUCCUUGUGAGAGGCGGAAGAGUCCAGGAUCUUCCUGGUGUUAAAUACCGUUUGGUAAGAGGUGCAUUAGAUUUGGCUGGUGUGGCCAACAGAUCGACGUCACGUUCCAAGUAUGGUGUUAAGAAGCCAAAGGAUUAA
Molecule: messenger RNA, 534 nt
Organism: Candidozyma haemuli
Lineage: Eukaryota; Fungi; Ascomycota; Pichiomycetes; Serinales; Metschnikowiaceae
Product: mitochondrial 37S ribosomal protein uS12m
Exons: 1
Coding region: 1-534 (177 amino acids)
Biological process (GO): translation
Cellular component (GO): small ribosomal subunit; ribosome
Molecular function (GO): structural constituent of ribosome
Source: RefSeq, a predicted model, not a curated record